This is a messenger RNA of Cladophialophora psammophila CBS 110553, 1026 nucleotides long. RefSeq lists its product as uncharacterized. Gene Ontology annotation, cellular component: mitochondrion. The record is from RefSeq and is a predicted model, not a curated record. The coding region runs from base 1 to 1026 and encodes 341 amino acids. Lineage: Eukaryota; Fungi; Ascomycota; Eurotiomycetes; Chaetothyriales; Herpotrichiellaceae. The transcript is spliced from 2 exons.
AUGCGCCGAAUACCGGUUCCCAACGCUCUUUCAAGACAAACCACUCUGCCCAGUCGCCGGCAUCUCUCAAGUUCUUGCCACAAUCGUCUCCGCCAUGAAAAGCACGAGCACGACGACAUCGUGGAGCUGGCGUUCCACCGCCAUAGCCCGCCAGAGAAGACGAGUAUCAAGGGUCCCGGUCCUCUAAUCAUCAUGCACGGGCUGUUCGGGUCGCAGCGCAAUAAUCGGACUCUGACGAAAGAUCUCUCCCGUCCCGUCUACACGAUCGACCUCCGCAAUCAUGGCGACUCCCCUCACUCGCCUGUGCACACGUACACGGCCAUGUCACGAGACGUGGAACAUUUCCUCGACACUCACAAAAUCACCUCUCCCACGCUGAUCGGCCAUUCAAUGGGCGCCAAAGUCGCAAUGACACUCGCGCUCCGCCAACCAGAGAAAUACUCCGCGCUGGUGCCGGUGGACAACGCCCCGGUCGACGCAGCUUUGAAGGGUGAUUUCAGCAAAUACCUCGACGCGAUGAAGGAGAUUGACGAAAUGAGACCCCGCCCCAAGAGACAGAGCGAGGCGGACAAGAUCCUCAUGAAAUACGAGCCGGACCUGACCAUUCGACAGUUCCUUCUGACGAAUCUGGUCAAGGUGCCCGUCCACACCCCACCCGGAGGAUCGUAUGAACAGAAAUCGCACGGCACGUCGUCGCCCGUGCAGCACCAUGGAGGACGAAGAGGAAAGCACGAGACCGAGCUGCGAUUCCAGAUCCCCCUGCACACCCUUGCAAAAUCCCUGCCCGACAUGGCCGAUUUCCCGUUCAAAGAUCCCGACACCCACAAAUACAAAGGCCCCACGCUUGUUGCCAGAGGCACAAAGAGCCAUUACGUGGCGGACGAGACGUUGCCGGUGAUAGGCAGGUUCUUCCCCAAGUUUGAACUUUUGGACUUCGACUGCGGGCACUGGGUGAUGAGCGAGAAGUUCGAGGACUUUAGGAGGUCGCUUGUGGAGUGGGUUGACAGGGUCGUCGACGAGACGUAA